AUGCCGGCCAACACCCAGAAACCGGCAGAUCCCUCGCCGGCAUCGCCCAGAAACACCGCCAAGUAUACAAACAAGGAUGGCUCCAAGUUCAUCACGGUCCCCAAAGGCGCCGACUCGUCUUCCCAACCCGCGACUCCGACCCUUCCUGCGACAAACGACCAUCGACUUGCCACCCAGCACCACCCUGGAACGUCGAACGCCACCGCUCGCGACGAUGACGACGACAACGCAUCCGGCGCCGCCCCGUCAGUUAAUCGCAAAAAGCAGAAGCGCCGGCAAAAGGCGGCUGCAAAGGCCGCCGCCGAAAACGCCGUCAACGGUCACGCAUCCGCCGCGCAGGGCCACGCUCACGUCCAUGCCCACACUCAUGGACAUGCUCGUGCUCUUCGCCACGUCGCCACCAAUAUUCCACCGCCGCCGCCGCCUCCGCAACAUGCGGAUCUGGUUGCGACCGACGACGAAGAUGACCUCUCGUACCCCCCACCAGGUCAGCCGCUCCAGCACGACCUCGGGACGUCCGCGUCAUCCAAGUCUAGGAAGAAUCGCAAGAAGAAAAAGAAGAAUGCCGCCCCGGAACCCGAUGACGACCUCUCCCCACCACCACCGCUGCCGGCCGAACCCGCGCGAGGGCCCGGCAUGUCUAGGGAUAAGAUAUGGAGUACCAACAAUCACGAGGAGCGUGAGCGAAUCAAAGAGUUUUGGCUCGGACUCGGCGAGGACGAGCGUAAGUCUCUCGUCAAGGUCGAAAAGGACGCCGUCCUGCGCAAGAUGAAGGAGCAACAAAAGCACACCUGCAGCUGUGCAGUCUGUGGCCGCAAACGCAAUGCCAUCGAGGAGGAGCUGGAGGGCUUGUACGACGCCUACUACGUCGAAUUGGAGCAGUUUGCCAACCAAGGCGAAAGUCCACCCUUGAUGAGCGCGUCACGGCACUACACCAUGCAGUCAACCCGCAGCCUACCUGCUGCAUAUGGCACGCAUCCAACGUUGGAAUCGCGAGGGCGAAUAGUGGAUCCGGCGGCCGAAGACGAAGACGAAGACGAUGAAGAAGAAAUCGAGGAGGUGUACAGCGAGGAGGAAGUGGAUGACGACGAAUAUAGUGACGAAGAACCUCCCGAAGCCUUUAACGCUGCACACGAUCGUGACGUCGCCGAUUUUUUAACAUUCGGUAACAGUCUGCAAGUCAAGGGUACGAAGCUCCUCGACACACUCCUGCGCGCAUAUGGUAACAUGGAACUAGGCGGCAUACUCACCGUGGCUGACGACUUGCUCAAAAAUGACGGCAAGCGUUUCAUUGAGAUGAUGGAGCAGCUUGCCGAGCGCCGCAUGGCACGAGAGGAGGACGCCCGACAGCACUUUCCACGCGGCCUUUCUCACCCCAACGCAGCAUACGCUGCUCCUCACAAUCACCCUCCACCAGAAGAAGAAGAGUAUGAGGAUGAAGAUGAUGAGGAAGACGAUUACGAGGACAGCCAGGACGACGAGUAUGAUGACGAAGAGGUAUAUUCCAGUUCUUCUGCCAUGCCAUCUGCGUAUCAUACUGAGCACAUCCUUCAGGACCAAAUGACCGAGGCGCAGCGGAUGGAAGAAGGGCGGCGCAUGUUCCAAAUAUUCGCUGCCCGCAUGUUCGAACAGCGAGUGCUCUCCGCGUACAAGGAAAAGGUCGCUAAGGAACGUCAACAGAAGCUGCUCGAGGAACUUGAAGAGGAAAGCCGGCAAGAAGACGAGCAAAAGGCGAAGAAGGCCAAGAAUGCGCAAAAGAAGAAGGACAAGGCCGCUCAGCGAAAACAGGCACUGGCCGAAGAAAAGGCACGUAAGGAAGCCGAAAAGGCUGCCGAAGACGCUGCUCGCAUAGAAGCAGAGCAGAAUCGCGUCGCCCAGCAGAAGCAAAAGGCCGACGAGAAGCGCCGUCUCAAGGAAGCUCAACGAAAGGCAGAAGAGGAAGCUCGGCUGAGGAAAGAAGCAGAACGAUUGCGAAAGAUUCAUGAGCAGAAGGAGAAGCAGGCUGAUCAGGAGCGUAAAGCCCGCGAGGCCAAGGAGCGCGAGAAGAAGGCCAAGGAAGAGCAGCGCAUAAGAGACAAGGAGGCCCGCGAGCAAAAGGAGCGCGAAGCCCAGGAGCGCAAGGAGAAGCAGGAGCGCGAUAAGAAGGACAAGGAGGCGAGGGCGGCCAAGGCACAACGGGAGGCCCAAGAGGCAAGCGAAGCUAAAGCGAGAGCAAAAGCUGCUUCUGUUGCAGCUGGACUUGUGCCUCCACAGAUUCAGCUAGCAAAGCGCGGCCAGCCACCACAACAACAACAGCCGCCGCAGCCUGCGCCUGUGCCAGCGACGACCGUCUUGCCUCACCAUCCGCUGAACCCAGCCAGCUUUGUGUCACCAAAGGUGUCCGUUGCCACGCCGGUGCUGCCCAAGUCUGCGGUACCAACACCUGCACGACAGCGGGCCCCAUCCCAGCAACAGGAUGUCGCUUUUGCAACGGCGUCACCCAGCUUGUCACCGCGAUCCAGCUCAGCCACUCACAUAAGCCCAGGAAGUAUUGGCCAGGAGCGCAAGCUUAGUUUUGGUGCUGGUGCUGGUGUGCCAUUCUCUGUCUCUCCACCCAGCAUGCCGCCGACAUCGAUGCUGUCGGCCGCUUUCCACAGCAAUCCGAUCGGCAUGCAGCCGCCUCCAGGGCUGCCAAAUCACGCUCCACCGGGGUUCCCUUCGCGUCACCCUAAUGAACCCGUGUUCCCCUCCUUCCGAUCCAGCCCCGGCAGCAUGAUGAUGGCACCCCCGGGGAUGAAUGGACUGGCUAGUCGCGGUAUGCCUCCAGGCGGCCCGAUCGGCCCCCCCGGAUUCCACCAACCUAUCGGUGACCAAUUUCCCAUCGGCCCAGGGUACAACGGUAUGCCCAAAGACGUCCCUCCGCAGACGCAUACCCGCCAGGGUUCUGGCGCCUUUGACGCCAUCGGUAGUGCAGCCAUGCCCAUUGGACGACCGGCGCCAAUAGGACGACCUGGAAGCACAUCACGCGGACGCCCUACGGACGGUGACGACGACACAAAGCAUCUCGGUAGUAGCGUACUAGUCGAAGACGACGAACCUCUCCAACCGGAUCUCAACCCAGGUAGCCUCCGUUCUCAGCCACCAGGCCCACGCCCACCGGUCUUUGCAACAAGUCCAUUCAUGGACAACGGGUUCUCUCGUGGAGGGCACAAUCUCUGGACCCCGACACCAGCUGUGACUAAUGGUCAGCACUUUCCGCCUCCCGGCUUCGGUAACCCGGGCUGGGGCGUCCCCCCGCCUGGCAUGUCGCCCGGAGGCUUCAACGCGGGCUCGCCUGUUGCUGGCGGCAUGCGCAGCGUCUCGCAAGCGGCUUCGCGCCACAUUGCGAUCCGACAUAUGCUCUGCACCGCGUGCAAGACGCUCGUCGGUGGCCCCGACAGCUUAGAAAGCUUCGUCGAGCUCGGCGCACUUCGGAACCACGUAGAGGGCCAAUCCAACGACCCGACUAUCACGGCACAGGAGCUGCUGAACCUCUGUGACACCGAGGGAAACGCGUCCAACGGCGGCGGCACGUUUGACGUGAUUCUGCACGAAAACGGUACCCACGGUGUUCGCUGGAUGCCAGACGCUCCAGCCGUCGCUCCGACACCCAGCACGGCCACGCUCGAUGCGCUCAUCGCCGGGACAUUUCGCCAGCCGGUCGUUGGCGCACCGCCGGGCGAGAUUGGCAGCCCUCUCAUGGGCUUCUCGGCCGCCUCCUCGAUGCGGGGCAUCUAG
Messenger RNA from Cordyceps fumosorosea ARSEF 2679, 3756 nucleotides. RefSeq names its product stress response protein nst1. The coding region runs from base 1 to 3756 and encodes 1251 amino acids. The record is from RefSeq and is a predicted model, not a curated record. Lineage: Eukaryota; Fungi; Ascomycota; Sordariomycetes; Hypocreales; Cordycipitaceae. The transcript has a single exon.